AUGAAUGAAGAGGGAAACAAAUUCAACUCAAAGACAGACUUUUCAUUUGGAGGGGAACCUUAUACGGUGUAUUUUACUACACCUGACACGGAUAACUUGAUGCUGACCAUUGAGCAUAGAAUAUCUUGUGAUCGGUGGUGUGGUAGAUAUAGUAGUCAACAAUACGAUUGUGUCAAAUAUCCACUUCCGCUUGCCUAUGAGGAACCUAAUGUAGAAAUUUUGAAAAAUAUGAUUCAGUCAUUGAGAACGGAAAAUGAACAACUUAGGAAACCAAGUAAGGAUAUUGAUAAAAUAGCUAGGGAAAAGAAAGAAAUUGAGGAAAGCUACAGAAAACUGCAAGUAGAAUCGGCCAAUGAAGUGAAACAUGUCAGAAAGCAAUACGAUGAAAUUGCAAGAGAGCUUCAGUCUCAAACUAUUGAAAAUGAAAGGCUGAAGAAACAAGUACUUCACUCUAAUAACACUAGGAAUGCUGAAUUUGAGGAAAAGAUUUUACAAUUAAAGAAAGAGCUCAAACAAGCAAAAGCAGAAAUAGAUAUUUUAAAGGUUGAAAAUAAUAGAUACUAUUCCAGUAAACCGAGUAGUGAUGGAAGAUCAAGCCCAGUAAUCAAAUCCUCUAGAGCAAGGUCUCCCUCUCCAAAAGUUUCUUCAUCUCCUCGAAUUGAAAGAAGUAGAUCUCCUUCUCCUGGAAGAAAAGUAUUGACUAAUAGUGUAGAAAAACGAACAUCGAACAGAUCUUCAACCGAGAAACACAGAAUUGACAAGAAAGGUUAUGAAUCUCCCAAGUCAACAAAGCUAUCCCUUCCAAAACCACCAACCUCCUCAAACAAUAGAGGAUCUAGGUCAAUAUCUCCUUCACUUCGCUCAAAAACGCCCACAUCUACAAAAGAAAUACCAGAAAGAAAACCAUCCAGAGGAAGAGUUUCAAGCUCACCAUCUAGGGCAAGGCAGAUGCCAGAAUCUCCAAGAAGACUAUCAAGCUCAAAAUUGGAGGAUAAAAAAAGAGGAAAACCAAUUAAGAAGACUUAUUAUGACACCUCAGAAGAUGAAAGUGAAUUGGCAAGCAACACUGAUAUGUACUCUUCACAUGCCAGUGCUUACAUAUCUGAUGAUUAUUCAGAUUAUAGUUAUACUUCUGAGGAUAGACGAAGCUACACGCGAAGUUCAUCAAGAGGCAAACAGCCCACCUCAGGUAAAUCUAAGAGUAAACGAUAA
Naegleria gruberi is the source of this 1212-nucleotide messenger RNA. RefSeq lists its product as uncharacterized. The record is from RefSeq and is a predicted model, not a curated record. Bases 1 to 1212 code for a protein of 403 amino acids. The transcript has 3 exons. NCBI's taxonomy places the organism in Eukaryota, Heterolobosea, Eutetramitea, Acrasida, Naegleriidae.